CGUCCGUCCUUACGUCCGUCCGUCCACCGUUUGGGAUCUAUGGUUGUGUCGGUGGAUUUCGUGACGUUAACCUGGCGGCCCUGAAAACGUUGGACUGACCGUACGAUUUUCGACUUACCCUUAUCGUUGGGGUCGCGAAUGUGAGACGCGAGUGCUUUUUUUAAUCACCAUAGGUUGCCGCAACUGGAAUAUACGCACGGACUAGUUUCGGGUAAGAGAAGAGAAAUGUGUGUGGUGAAACUAACCGAUACAUUCCCCGGUCGUGUUGAACGCUCCUCGACGGAGUGUAAGAAACUCUUAAAUAACUAGUGAUCGACGAAAAGAAAUGUUGGUGUAGAAGAAAAUAUUGCCUAAACGUAGUCUCUCAGAUAAACAGGGAGAUAAUAGAAAAAGAGAGAGAACGAAUACAUCUGCACCUGUAUCUAAGCCUAAACAGUUAUAUAGUGGUAUUACGAAGUGUACAAUAGUGAAAUCCAUGCAUUCUGAUAGCAUCGUAGCUGGAAACGAUUCCGUAAUAUGUGCUGUCCGUUUCCCAAACAAGUCUUGUCGCCGUUCACGCAUAUUUUAACCUGUGUUCUAAGAUUUUCAAGAAUAACGUGUUUAAGUGGUGCUCCAUGGUGUUUAGAAGUUACCGACCGAGUGUAUUACUUCUAUUUUCUGGCUACCUGCGUAUUUAGAUUCGUGUACUCGUGUUUCUUUUUGCCUGCAACGAUUUUUAAAAAAGUGUCGUCUCAACGAACUUCUGUGUGUUUUCGUGAUAUAUCGCAACACAAGUGUUCCUCGCAAAGUUCUUUCCUUUGAUACACGAGAUUCACAUUUUAUAAUGAUGUCCCGGAGCAGUGGUGAGAGUGCUGAAGAGUAUUCAAGAUCCUGAAAUAGCGAAUCUAAUAAUAGGCGAUAUCUUAUUCCGACCACUUUUCGUGUGAACUUGAAGAGAUAACAACGUGCAGCGUGUGAUUAAUUAACGAACAAAAUCAAAUACUGCCGGGGAUAUUGCCGUUGCUGCCAUUAUCACCGCUACAGAGAUUCAAGAACGAGUGGAUGUCUAAAGAUGAAAUGUCCCUAUAUGCCAAGUAAUUCAUCCACCAAAUUAAAAGCUAUGGUCAAACAUUAAGAAGAGGAAGAGAACAAAAUUAUUAACUCCAAGAGUACAAAAAAACUAAGAAACGAAUGGAAACGAAACGAAGGAAGUACACAGAAGAAACAAAAGAAGAAUAGCAUUAGUGGUGGAAAGAAAGGAUCGAAUGGCAUAAACUUUAAGAAGAAAACGACAUCGAUUCGGAUAUCUUUGAUGCAACCAGUUGUCGUCAGUUGCUGUAUGCGCUGAAACUGUGCGCGUAUGUGUUUCUCGUUCUGCCAUCUUGAAAGUCAUCCAAUUUCUUUCUCUUGGUAGCGCGCUGGGUCACGUGUACCGGAAGCGUGCACGGUGCGUGCAUCGUACACGCACUGUGCUAGGCUAGUAUGAAACGAAGGAACAUCGGGUCGAAAGGAAAACCAACAAAACAACACGAUAAUAGCAGACGAUAGAAGAACUGCAUAAUGAAAGCGAGUUUGACGAUAAAUUUGUUUUAUUGCGGGAGUGAUAACGGAUGGUGUAGCAGCAGUAGUAGCGGUAGCAGCAGUAGGAACGACAACCCCGAAAUAAAUACAGAUGACACUACUGGCAGUAAGCAAAAAGGAAAUGACAAUGGUUUUAACAGCAACGAUGAACCGCGAGUGGAAUAUAGUGUGGAAGUUGUUAAGUGUGAGCCACGUGGCAACAGUGAUGAUGAGAUUGUCGAGCAGUUGUAUUUCAGCGAGGUGUACUCACACUGAUUUGUGAGUACUAGUAGAGAAAGAGAAAGCGGGAGACAGAGAGAUAGAAGCCACCAAGACUCUCGUGGAGAGCGGGGCACUGAAAGAUAUGCGGACCUUUGUGCGAACAGCUGAACCGGAAGUUGUGAGAACAAGUGGAGUGCAACGCGCUCCGCCUAAUCGGUGAUAGGGUCAGUCGGUUAAAAGAAGACAAAAUUGGCAUUCGCAGCGACGGCAACGCGGCAUCUUUCACAAUUACCUUUUUCUCUCAUCCCUUCCCUCUUUUUCUUGUUUCGUUUCGUUUCACCUCGUUUCCUUUCUCUCUCUCUUUUUCUCGAAACUCUUUGACUCGACUCUCACUCAUUUAUUUUAUAUAUGUAUAUACUGUUCUACUCUCUGUUGAUUACCGAAAAGUCUCACCUUUUUAUUUCUCGAUCGAGUAACAUUCGUUAAGUAUAUAUCGUAUAAUGGUGACACACGCAAUUAAAACGUUGGAAGGAUAAUGCAAAUGAAAAUUCGUCGUAUAGAAGCCGCGUCGCGUUCCCCCACAAUAAUGAAGAAAUCGUCGCUGGAGCAACAGCGCAAGAAAGAAAUUUGAAAAGUCAGUUAAGUUGUGUUACGAGUGUACGAAACCGAGUGGCGUGGAACGCAUGAAAGUGUAUGUAAGCUAACACAGGAAGAGAAAGAGAGAGAAACAACGAGCGAGCAACAGAGAAGAAGGAAGAGGUGGCGAGAAAGAAAAAGAAACAAAACGUCACAACGAAGAAAUGAAGACAGUGUGAGUACCAGUGGAAGAAAGGGGAAAUGAUAAAGAAAAAGAAAGAGUUUACGAAGGGAAUAGCUUAGUGAGAAUAGAAGCAAAAAGUUCGCGCGACGUACAGUAUAAUGUGGAGUAGCGUGUUUCGCAAAAGUUUUUAAAAAGUCGAUAUAGAAUUUAUAAAUAGAUCGGUUGGUAUACUCACAUAUGUGCACGCGUACGCAUGUGUGCGUGAUUACGCGCGCACAUGUACGUGAUUUGCACUCGAGACUGAAGCGGUGAAUUAUUCUCGCACGGAUUGACUACUCGUGGGGGAAAUUUGAGAUCCGGCUUACCUUCCACAGCUGACGUCAUUACCGUACACAAUGCGCUAGGGGUGAUGGAGACAGUGAGCAAGCAAGUCCAAGUAGUGAGCGGACUGGGGGUGGGGGGUCCGGUGGGCCCGGUGGGUCCAGUGGGGGCCGAUUUGCAUCACCAUCAUCAUCCUCACCCCCACUCUCAUCCUCCACACCCACAUGCCCACCCCCACGGUCAUCCUCACGGACCCCAUGGCCACUCACUGGUCGGCGUAACGUCGACCCCUGGCAGAGGUCAGACACAACCACCGGUCUCGCAUAACCAGCAUUUACCCGCGAGAUCUACUCCGGUACAGCUACAUAGGCCGACGCAGAGUUAUGUCAACAUCAAGAGCAGCAGCCCUGUAUCUCCAAGAACGAUAGGAACAGGAGUGACGUAUGUGCAGGGCGGUGCGGCUUCAUCUUCAGCAGCAGCAGCGGGGACAGUCGGAAGUGGAAGUGGCGGAGGUCCUUCAAUCGGUGGCAGCGGUAGCGGUGGAGGAGGCGGUGGUGUUAACAACGCCGGUGGCGCGAACAGCGGUACAGGAGUCGUCGGGGCUGGAGCUGGUGCUGGUUCCGUUGGAAACGUAGCACCAGCCGGAAAUGGUAACAACAACGGUACCAAUAACAGCGCCGGUGCGGGGAGCAAUAGUGGCGGAAACAGCGGUACAGUGGGUGGUGCACCAGGAGGUUACGUUGCUGUGCCCAUGGCUGGUAGCCUGCGGUAUAUCCAUCCGUACCCGUCGACGCCUACGUCGGCNNNGGUGCCGGCUGUAGCGACGAUGGUCACAUCGGCCUCGUCGGCACCGACUCCAAUACCCGUUCCAGCACCCGCAGCUGCACCUGUCAAUCCACCUACAGUUAGUCAAACACCACCACCAUCGCUUUCGGGAACGUAUGCCACAAGAGAUGGUGGAUAUCGCGGCGCCACCACGAAUGUGAACGAGAGGAUUGCCAUUAGCGUGAGCAGUAGUCCCCUGUCGCAAAUAGGAGUCGGUGUUGGAGUAGUUGCAGCCGAAUAUGCGGCGAAUAGCGGUAUAGGUAGUGGUAUGGCUGGUGGAAGAGGGGACAGACCGAGGAUAUCUCUUUUACCACCUGCUUCGGUGACACCAACACCUUCACCAACAGCACCAGAUUAUCAGCACGUGUCCAGUGCAAGAAAUUCACGAAUAGCCCUGAUGCCCGUCCAGCCGGAUCAGUAUUGCAAUCGUACGGCCGUUGAAAUGGCCAAUCUGCAGGAGGCGCCGCCCUUCAAGAAGAUACGCCUCAGCCAACCGACUCAGAUUCAAUUGCAGUCCCAAUCGCAAUCUCGCUGUCAUAGUUUGUCACCCGCUGACCCGUGCGUUAAGCAGGAGCACGUGGUGCAGUUGCAGCAACCACUUAGGAUAGACACUAGGCAGCCGGCAACAGAAGCGUAUACACCCCAAACUGAAGCGAUUUCACCUACGCUUCCGGAACCGAAUACGCAAGAAGAUGCGCAGUUCAGAAGCACCAAGGAUGAUCUUCUACAGCAAAUCUCCAAGGUUGAUAGAGAAAUUGCAAAAAGGGAGUCUCAGAUAAAUAAGCUUCGGAAAAAGUUAAAGGAAUUGGAAGAGACAGCUAAUAAACCUCUAGAAGCUAGUGGACUUAAACGACAGGUUGAGGAGCAGUCUCAGCAACCAAAGCAUCAGUCUUUGGCACAAAAAAUUUAUGCUGAGAAUAGGAGGAAGGCAGAAGAAGCUCACAGACUUUUAGAGAGGCUAGGUCCAAAAGUGGAACUACCUUUAUACAAUCAGCCAUCAGAUACAAGCGUGUAUCAAGAAAAUCGAACAAAACAUCAAACGUGUAUGAGAGCAAGGCUUAUAGCGAGGCUUCGACGAGAACACGCUGAACGCGCAUCUCUCCAUCGACAACAGUCACAAACGUAUGCUAUUUUGGUACAGGAGUGGCAUCGUAAAGUAGAGCGAUUGGAAGCAACGCAGAAAAGGAAGUCAAAAGAAGCGAAGAAUCGCGAAUUCUUCGAGAAAGUGUUUCCAGAAUUGCGGAAACAAAGGGAAGACAAAGAGCGUUUUAAUAGAGUCGGUGCACGUAUCAAGAGUGAAGCUGAUUUGGAGGAAAUUAUGGACGGCCUUCAAGAACAAGAGAUGGAAGAUAAAAAGAUGCGCUCGUACGCAGUAAUACCUCCAUUAUUGUUGGAUACAAAGCAGAGACGAAUCGCAUUUCAAAAUCGAAAUGGUCUUCUUCAGCCGGAAGAAUUAGAGGCUCUUCACAGUGAACGAAAGUUAAUCAACGUAUGGAGUUCUGUGGAGCACGAAUUGUUUAAAGAAAAAUAUCUACAACAUCCUAAGAACUUUGGAACGAUAGCUCAAUCUUUAGAACAUAAGUCCGUUCCAGAUUGCGUGCAUCAUUACUACCUCACUAAAAAAGCAGAAAAUUAUAAGCAGCUCUUGCGAAAAUCGCGGCAACGAACACGUAGCUCUCGAAAUAAUCCUAAUAAUAAAGUAAAUAAUAGCAGUUCAAGUAUUGGAAAUCUAGACAUUUUAACUACAGGUGUGACAACAAGGUUGCAACGUGAGCAACAGCAAAAAACACAAGAGAAUCCUCAAAAUAGUUCAACAGGGACAUCAAGUACAACGACGACGACGACUACGGCUACGUCAAGUGUAUCAACUGCUGUUGCAACAACGAUAGCGACCACUUCGACGACUCCUUUAAAUUCAUCAACGUCGAGUAUAUGUUUAACGACGGACUCUGUAAUAGCAUCAACGACAGCUACAACGACAUCCGUGUUGAGCACCACGACAUCGUCUGUCGCGACGUUGUCGACGACAACAAGCGCGAAGGACAAUAGGGAAAUCAAUAAAGAAAAUAAAGAAAGUAAAAUGGAAGCGAAGGAGCCGCACCUUAUUAAAGUCGAAGUGAAAGAGGAGCCUCAAUUAAGUUCUGAAACGGUGUCCGGAAAGGACGUCAAAGUAAUGGAAGCAAACAACAGCGAUGGUGGAAGCGUGGUAACCGCGAGCAGGAUAAAAGAAAAGAAGAAAGAUAGUCAUGCCAACCCUAUGGAAACCAGCGACGAGGAAGCCCAACCGAUGGACACCAUUGAAGGUGGCAGACAGAUCGGUCCGCACGCCUGCACAGUUUGUCAAAACAUCGUGGAAGGAAAUACGCAGAGCAGAGCAUUGCCACGAAGUCAAGCGUCACAGUAUGGACUACGAGAGGAUCAAGUAGCACCUGGUGCACGCGUGUGCAAUACCUGUAGAUGCAAGGCCGUCAGAGGACGGUACACUGCGUGCCCAUUGCCCGGUUGCCCAAAUCUGAACAACGCUAGCUCGAAAACGAGGGUGAAGAGGUUGCGAGCUUUACCUGCCAAAUGGCUCGAUUUACCUGCUGAAAUUCGCGAUCCAAUUAUUCAAGAGUUUCAAAUACCAAGUAGCGCGACGAAAUGUUGCUCGGCCUGUUUCAAUCGUAUAUCUCGUCGAUUGGCACCGCAUCUAACCGGUGGUACUGAAGUGCCCGAGGGCUCAGCCGAUUCCCUUGCUCGACAAUGGACGGAUGAGGAACUGGAACAACUAAGGAGAGCCCUUCGAGAGCACGGUACCAACUGGGUGAAGGUUGCCGAGCAAAUAUCUGGAAAGACGAACCAUCAAUGCAAAAAUUAUUAUUUUGCCUAUCGAAAGAAGCUAAGUUUAGACCAGGUUGUAGCAGAAUAUUAUCAGUCAUUGGGCGAAGAGAGAAGACCUUGUUUAACGGACGAAGAAGAAAGUGGUAGCAGUACGAGUAGCUGUGACGAGUUGGCGGUCCAUGAUUCGAGCGAUACAGCCAGUGCAGGUAGUCCAGCGAACAAUUUAUCCAGUGGAACACCAGGUACACCGGGUGCCACAGCAUCCUCGAAUCUGCCAAUAUCCUAUUCGCGAUCGACAGACCAGAAGCUUGGUGACAAGUUAGUAGCGGAUAUCGCUGUGGUAUCAUUGGUACCUCCGGUGAGCAUAGGCCCAUCGCAACAGUCUUCCACCAGUGGAAGUAGCAACGCUGCUUCGGCUGGCACUAGAGAAGAUUAUGAUAGUUCUGCCACGGAGACAGCGGACGAAGGUCAGGGAGGUACCGAUCUAGAAAAUAACAGCGUAGUCGUUACGUUAACAACUGCCAAUAAUUCCACGACGCUGCAACAACAGCACCAGCAGUCGCAUCAACAGGUGCCACCACCUUCACACUCACCACCAUCCACCACCAGCAACUCCAAUCCUCUCACCGUAAAGGAUCUUAUGCUUGGCGUUAUUGAGAUGCAACUGAAACGUAAUCCUAACAGUCCAGCUGGUACCGGUGGUUCGUCGAUACCAGUCAACUCUGGAACACCAACGAUAUCGAGUAUAUUAAAAACGGAUCAUAGGAACGAUAUCACCUUUGUAAGAGAAUAUAAACCGUCAGUCACUAUGACAAAUGCUAGUAUGCCAAGGGACUCGAAUUUGGCUACUUUGUCGGUGGUAUCUGGUCCUCACCAUGGACACCGAUCUGCUCCUAGUCCUCAGCAAAUUGGUCAAAUGCAAGCAACUAUUACUCCCUGUCCACCGGCGCCAUCGAGCAGUCAGUCAUCAACAUCGGAUAUACUUCCAAAGGAAGGAUUAGUCGUGAUGCAAGUACAACAGGCACUACGGGAAAGCACCGAGGGCACCCUAGAUCUGAGUAUCAAGAAACCAAGGCAGCAACAAGAAUACAAUCAUUCCCUACAAACGCUUCACAAACCACCAACCGUUACACUCUACCGGCCAGAACCUCCACCAGGAGCUUACUAUCAUCCUCACGCUCACCCAGAACAAGGACGCGGCGCGAAAAGUCCUCUGGUGUAUGCGUCGUCACCACGACCUCAAGCACCUCUUACACCUAAGAUGAAUAAAGUCUCGGUCCCACCGCCGCAUCCUAAAUUAUCACCCAAGUUGGGCGCGAUAGGGACAACGAGCCACAAAAGUGGUUCCAUUACACAUGGUACUCCAGUGUCCACUGCACGUUACGAGGGUCUUCUUAGACAAAUGACUCCUCCAGGAAACCCUGGUAACGCCUCUGGAACGCCCAGCGUGCCCAGUGGCGCCAAUGCAGUGAACGCUCCCAGCAAUCAAGGACCUAAAGAAACGGGAUCCAUAACUCAAGGAACACCUGUUCAUCCUUUCGCGGUGGAUAAGCGCGCGCCAAUGUACGAUUAUCACCGCACCAUUAGACACUCACCUGUAACGACCGGCAAUAUUCCUGGCCAAGGUCAGGCCCAACCCGGAACGGCAGCAGUGGUAGUGACUCAUAGCAAUCAGUAUAAUUCUUAUUCGGGACGACCACCUCCUAGUUACAGCAUGGAACAACAGCUAUCUUCGAGACAGAUAAUCAUGAACGAUUACAUAACCAGUCAACAGAUGCAUGCGCGUAGUCGAAGCGUUGGUACGUCUGAAGGUAGUAGUAAAAACGAAGCACCAUCUACGUUGUACUAUACCAGCACACCUCCGCCACAGACCCACACGCAGCCUCGACAGGGUGUGAUACAGAGGCAUAACCCACAAAAACAGAUCCAUUUUCCGCCGCCACCGGGACUGGAGGCGUUCUCCAGUUUGGUGGAUGUUGCUGUACAACAACCAAGUCUUCCGGUUCCCCAUCCUCAUGGACAUCCUGCAUCUGGUACCAGCAGUCACGAAGGUCUUGGUAAGACCAUGGCAGAUAGAUUGUUGGCUGAUCGUUAUGGGGAUAAGCAUCGUCUAGCCAUGCAUCAAGAUCAUAGAAUGACUGUAGCUCAUCAUCAUCAGCGUGACAGAGAAAGAGAACGAGAUCUGGUUCACCUGCGCGAGAAGGAAGAAUAUAGACUACAAAGAGAGAAAGAAAUUCAACAGGAGCACAGAUUGGCUCAGCAGAGGGAGAAAGAUGUGCAACAUGCUGAACAUAGGCUAUCGAUACAGCAACGAGAGAAAGAUAUGCAGCAUACUGAACAUCGUCUUGCCGUCCAUCAACAAAGAGAGAAAGAGAUUCAUCAGCAAAUGGCAGCAGCUGCUGCUCAACGUGAGAAAGAACAUCAAGAGCAUCGUUUGGCUGUGCAACAGCAAAGGGAGAGAGAUUUGGUACAUUUACAGCAGCAACAGCAACAGCAACAGCAGCAGCUACAACAGCAUAUUCAACAACAACAGAGGAUGGAAGCUGAAAGACGACACAUGGCUCAGCUGUACAGAGAUCAACAGCAGCAACAGCUUGAUAGGGACAGCAGAUUAAUAAGUACUGGGUUUACUCAAUCCUCGAGACUUCAGCAACCACAACAAUCCCAACAACAACAACAACAACAACAACAACAAUCAUCCUCUAGACAAAACCAGUCCUCCAAUCAGCAGCAAAACGAGUCAGCAUCUACGUUAACUGCUGCCAGUUUGAUAGAUGCUAUUAUAACACACCAAAUUAAUCAGAGUGUCGAGAACACUGGUGGAAAUUCUCAACCGCAGCGACCUGGUGAUCGUCUUUUCCAGAAAACUUUUCAGGGAUUUCACCGGGAAGCCCCAGUAGAACCAAAUGGGAUGGCUCAUAGUCCUGCCGGCGAGGGGAAUGGUGGCAACAACGGAGCUGGGAGCGCAGGUGGCAAUGGAAGUGGAAAUAAACCGAUCACUCUUGGAGAACACGUUGACCAUAUUGUUUCUAAAGAUUAUGGUCCACCACAUUCCUCAUAUCGAUCGUACAGCGGGUAUCAAAUCUCGGAAGAUCAGUGGAAGAGGCGAAAAACUAGCGAACCCGAUUCCGUUAAAGCCGGAGACGAGCGUCAGAUAAUUCGAGUCACGCAGCAACAAUCACAACAGCAGCAGCAACAGCAACAGCAGCAGCAGCAGCAUCAACAUCAACACCAGCACCAACACCAGCAUCAGCAACCAGCAUCAUCAGUAGGAAAACAAUUCCACUCGGUCGAACCUGUUUCGCCACCAGAACCAGGUACCAAUCAUUACGGUCGUCGCCUGUAUGAAACAACCACUGCCACAUCAACUUCCGGAACUCCUUCCAAUAAGCCGCACCUUUCACCUUUGGAUUACGUUAAGAACAAGAUCGUUGAAGUGAUGCGUACAUCGGAGGACGACAAAGGAGGUAGCGUAGCUGACAGAAACGGAGGAAACGUAACGAGCGGAGAAAAGGACGACAAAAUCGGAGGGAACGUGGAAAGCCCCUCGAGUGGAGAAAUGAUGGUCGACGAGACUCCGAAUCAAACUCCUCAACCACCAGCACCGGCACCUACUACCACCUUUUAUCCAUUCAGCGCUUUAGGCGUUCACACUGGCCCGCCGCCAGCGCCACCACCCCCGACUUCCGGAUCAGCCUCUGUGACAAAAUCUGAGCAAAUGCAAGCCGAGCCGGCACCAUUGCUUUCUGCGCAGUACGAACCACUUUCUGACGAGGAUUGAUAGUCUAAUAAUUUAGGAACGUGUACAGCAAUCUGUACUGAUCGACGCUCUGAGAAUAUUCUUAGGGUAUUUAUGUGGUUUGUUUAUCCUGGAUGAAAAUCAUAUCCAGAGUUUGAUGAUGAAUGUUGAAUAUCUGACAAUUACCAAUAUCUUUUCUCGGGCGUUAGCCACUGCGUUCUAACUGGUCGUGUCCAAUAGUUCUUCUCAAAUGAUAAACAAGUCAAAGGACCUUUUCUCUUAUUUCGUUCCGUUUCGUUCCGUUUUUUCAUUUCCAUUCUCUUUUUUUCUUUUCCUUUUUUUAACAUGAACUCUAUCAUAUUCCGCAAAUAGAGAUUAUAGUACGAUGUUUUUAUAUAUAUGAAUAGAGUUUAUUUUAUAAAUUUCAUAUUCCGUCAGUGUAUUCUUUUAGUCGAGGAUCGUUUCCGUACUCUCUGUGUACAUGUAAAUGCGGUUGUUUUACGGAAACGUUAUUAUUUUUUUAAUACUCGUCCCAACGCACGAGAAACGAUAACAGCGUAAUUUUAAUUAAUAAUUGAUAUUUUUUUACGCAUUACUUAUUCUCCGCGCUAAUCUGUACGUAAACGUUGUGUAUAAUUAUCAGCUAGAUUAAAUAUAAUUAUUUCUGUUUUCACCGCCACUUCUUUUUGUUUUUUAUAAAAACGCUAUGAUUUUUUUAUGAUAUCAUUCGCUUCUAACUUAUACUAGUUAGUUAUACAAAACGAGGAUUUUUUAAUUUCAAAACGGCACAGAGGAAUCUAUAGAGAUGUAAAAUUAUUAAAUCUUCUGUAAUACACAUAUCGUCGUGAUAUUUAAUUUUUUUAUUGAAUUUGAAAAAAAAUAUAAGAAUAGCGUGUAGUGAAAUUUUGGCCAAAAGCGAAAAUUGUUUUUAAUGCUCAUAAAAGCUUUUGAGUAGUGUUCAGUCGUCUUUCUACACGUAAUUUUGCGUCUAAUUAUAGAAAGAAAGUGUGCAUCGUACGCAAGUAUUCGAUCCUUUCCAGAACAAGACUAUCAACAAAGAUUAAGCGAAUAGAAUCGACCUGUAGAACGUCCAGGCUAGCCCAAGUUCACAAUGGAGACGCUUUUUUGUACAUAAUGAAUGAUAUAUAAUCGUUAAACGACGAUACAACGUUAGAAAGGCAUACGUGUUUUUAUUUGGAAUGAAUCUGUGAUGUGUUUGGGAGUAUAAAAAAAUAGCUUCAUCUGUUAAUACCAGUGCGAAGAGAUCGUAGCCUCAAAUUUUGACGAAAAGUCAAUAUGGCGGACGUGUAAGGACAUAUAAAAUGCAUCCUCGCACAGGUUGACGGUGUACUGUCUUAUCGAGAUCAUAUUUAAAUGUUCUCUUCUUGGUGAAGUGGGUUUUAAACAAAACAACAAAAAAAGUGUAAUUCUAAGUGUUGUACAUAGUACACAAUAUUAAUUUCUAAGUUGAACAAGUAGGUAUAUGAUGGCUAGUUUAAUCGUAUGCUAUAUUGUAAGAAUCUAGAUUUAGCGUAAGUGAUGUAGCUAGCAUUUAGGGAUUAGACGCCAUGAACUGACUAGGGAAAGAACUUCCCGAACUACUUCUCUUAUUAAUAAUAAAAAGAAGAAGAAGAAGAAAGAAAGAAAGAAAACGUAUACAGGCGAUUAUAAAUGAUCAAUGGGAAGAAUGAUCAUCCGUCACAUGCAAGCGAAUGGAUGUGAAUUUUAUUUUAUUUGAUUGAAAUUAUAGAACCUGUACGCUCUGACUAUCAAACAAACAAGAAAAAUACAUUACGCAGUUAUACACGUUGCAAAACACAAGUUACAUUUUCACUUACUCAAAUAAAUACAUAUACAUGCAUACAUACAUCGGUGAAGACACGUGUAACACAUAAAGAAUUUUUAUAUAGCCUAAUUUUAUAUUUGUAUGCAAACGUAAGUUGAACCGUGCGGUCUGCUCCUUCAUUUAGUCACGCGACACUCGAAACGAGAACCUUAGUCCCCUUGUCAUAAGAAAAAUAUUGCUUUUUAUUGCAAAUAUCUCCUGCACGGGAAAUCACUUCUACCAAACGAGUAUAUAUACAUAUAUGUAUACAUACAUACAUAACACACAUACGUAUGUAUGUAUGUAUAUGCUUAUUAUAUACAUACAUUUAAUAUAUAUGUAUAUUCCUUCGUACUUUAUUUCUUUACACACUUUUUUAUAAUCAAGCUCAUGAAAGCUCUCGAGAAAAAAAAGCAUUCAGUCGGAUAAUGCGAGUGCCUCUAUACAUUUGUGCGAACUAUUUUUACCAAAAUGUAAACAUAGAUUUCGUUGUCUCUACAUUGUGGGUCGCGGUAACAUCAUCUUCGUUUCGCUUUAUAUGUUUACAUCGUUUUGUUUCCGCGAGGAUCAUAUCGGAGGAGUAUCCAAUAUUAUAUGUACAUACUGCACACGCGUGAAAUAUUUGUUCGAUAAAGAAUGUUCGAACUAUAACGUCGGUGAAAUAGAGUUCGUUUGCAUCUAUAUAUAUAUAUAUAUAUAUAGAUGAUAUAUAUAUAUAUAUAUGUAUGUGUGUAUGUAUGUAUGUAUGUAUGUAUGUUGCGACACAUGAUCGUUUCAGUGAAGCAGACAAUGUCCAAAAAGGGAAAAAAUGGAACAGAUGUCUCGAGACCAAUGUUAUGAACGAAAAACAAAGAUCUUACAAAGCCUCCUUGACACGAUCACGAGUUGAUAAAAUAAUGAUUUUAAAAUUCAAAGACUUCUAUGUGUUGACUUUUCUUCGACGUUUUUUUUCUAGCGAUUUUACUUUUCUUGAAAAUGAAAAAAGGAACGAAAGGAAAAGUUUAGCUUUUCCUAUAGGCGUUCGUAUUAAACUUUAACACAGGAAAUACUCCUUACAAACGAAUAGCAACGGUGGUAUCGGGACACUUCAGGAUUGCGAAUUCGUCGUUUACCUCUCGCGAGUUACAUGUUACCGUCUAUAGAAAAAAAAGAGGAAGAGUGAAAGAACGAGAGAGAGAGAGUGAAAGAACGAAAGAGAGAGAGAGAGAGUGUGUGUGUGUGCGUGUGUGUAUGCAACACAAGAUCGUUUGAUAAAACCGUGUCUGUAAAUAAACGAACUUAUUAACCUUCGCUUCGCCAGUGGUCUCAUGUUAAGGAUUCUUAGUAUCUUUUCAACUUGCGACUUCGAAAAAAAGAGAACUUCUGCGUUCUAUGCCGCAAUUUUUACAUAUUUUUAAACGACAACGUAAAAAGGAGUCUUUAAAGAUCUCGGAUGUUAAGGAAACACGUGAUCAUCGAUGCAUCCAUGCCGACACACUGUCCUUUCUCAUGCUGUUGUGAUUAUAGUAAUAUCGCGUCAUUCGAAUGAAUUAUAUUACGUUUAGUUGGUAACACAGUAUCAAAUUAUGGUCACCAUCAUUAUUAUCUUUAUCUCUACAAUUACCAUUACAAUUAUAAUAUCCCGUCAUAUUGAUUAAUCCUGCAAUAGCAUUUUGUUUUUUGGGGUUAUCGAAAGCGGCAAUCUUCGCGAAUGUAAUUCCAAUGAUUUGCAUAAAUUGAUAUUCUGCGAUCUAUAAAUCAGUGUAACAGAUUUUUACCCUUCUUAUUUGGGCAAAACUCGCAUCAUUUCCUUUUUUCCAAUUUAAUUAACUCAAGUUAUUGACUUUCAUUGACAUUCAAAGAGUCAUGUAAGAUAUUCGAUUAUUUCUUGCAAAUCCAAAUGUAACAUCACUAUACAUAAAGCCAAUGUAUAUCUUUUUCGUAGAAAUUGUUUCUUAUAUUUCUGUCAUGUCAUAUAGACCUUUCACUUCAGAAACUGGGAUCUUUUAUGUCCUAUACUAACCUGGAUCUUUUACUGUUAACGAUGUGCCACUGCAGGAUUAAUAUUGUUCUGUUCGAUCGUAGAAUCGUGAAUGUCAAACAGAACGGGAUAUAAAUCAGAAAUUUCUCUCAGCGUGUGAUAGUAAUUUAAAAUACUGUUCUGUUCAACGCAUAUAACGUAAAAACGAUAUUCAAAAUGAAAUGCGUUAAAAGAUGUCAAUCAGAGAUCAUCUUCUCAGUAUUAUUCGGAUAAUCUGCCCUGGGCGCAAGAAGGUAUUCAUGAGAAAAAUUAAAAUGACAAUAUACAGGGUGUCCGAGUCUUUUCCAGGCAAAUUUUAUCAGAAUGUUCUAUAGAUAUAAAUAAGAAAAAGAUAUUAUACAAAUAUAAGUCGUUCGAAGCUUUAUUAAAAUGUAAUAAUAAAGAUGAAAAAUAUAAAAAAACAAUACGUAAAAGUUAGAUCACCAGUAUCGGCUGACUUCACACGUCCAUACUUUCAUGCGUGAAUAACCUUAGAAGAAAAUACUUAUAUUAAACAAUUAUUAAUAUAUGUGAACGAAUACAAAGAUUUAAUUAAUUCACUGAGAUUGACUUCGUAGAUAAUUUUAAAUUGGGAUAGUAACACUUAAUGAUUACAUUAAUUGUGAACUUAUCCUUGUCUUAUAACAUAGUACAUUCAAAUCAGCUUCUUGAUAUUUUUCAAUAAAGCUUCGAGCGACCUAUAUCUACGUAACAUCCUUUUCUUAUGUACACCUAACAAACUAUGACCAGAAGAAAUUAGAAUACCCUGUAUAAACAUGUGUACACUAUAUAAAUUCACGCGAGGAAAAACAACAUGGGAAUUCUGCAGCUUCGCAUGAGAUAUACAGAGCAUUUAUUUUAGCCAAUGGUAAGGCGAUUCACAAUCAACAUAAAUCGUAUUAUUACGGAGCUUUACAUUCGUCGUAACAUCAAAGAAAUAAACAGCAGAAAAGAACAAAAAGAUAAGAGUAAAUUUUAAAUUAUACAAAAUCGGAGUCCUGAAGAAUACCGUGUUUAAAUGCUUCCAAUAAAUUAAACAAAUAAAAAACAAAAGAUAACAUAUAGAGAAUGGAAUAUUAGGACGAAACAAAUACAUAAACGGAAAAGUAUACCUAGUGUGAACGACAGCAAUUUCUAAACCGUGAUCCGAUUGUACUUUUCGAAGAGUGCCCUUGGCGUUUCUCUGCUUUCUUUCUGCUGCAUUAACGUAGAUUGUCGUAGGUCGUAGGUGAUCGAACGCUUUUACUUUUCUCGCUCGCCGCCUUAUCGAACUUCAUCAUCAAUAGCUCCAUGUCUUCGGCCGUAAUACGAAACUUAUGAAAUAUACAUAUUGAGUAUGUAUAAUCACCAAAUUAAUACACACAGAAUUAUAUGUGUCUCUCAGAAACUACGUUGGUCAACUUCAUACAUGAAAAGAUAAAAAAAAGUGGUAGAGAAAUGUAUAUACCUUGCUUAUUUUAUGAUUAUUUAUGUUAUAUUCUUGCAGUGUACGAAUAAAAAAAUAAACUGACGAAUGUAAGUCACUUUUUUUAAUCAAGCUAGAUGCUAAUCACGUUCUCAGAGAAUGCAAUUCUAGAAUUUGAUGAAAAAUGGUGUUGAUCAAUUUGGCUCCUGAGAGCCAAAUAUAUAUGUGUACCGGAAAAAUUUUUGUGAACUCUCUUUGAUCUAUGCGUCGAUCUUUGUACAUACGUACAAACACGACUCGACAUUGUGCAAUUGUGUGUAAAAAUAUUUUCAAGAUUAACACUUGCUCAGAUCGAACUCUCGAGCGAUACUCUCGGAUAUUAAUAGCGGAAUCGAAUGUCCUAUAUUAGAGUUGAAGUUAGAAAGUGGAGUACGACAAUGGCAAUCCUCUUUUUUAGAUACUUCGCAACAUCGCAAGACAAAGUCAAGUGAAAAUAAAUAUACAUACAUGAGAAAACACACAGACACGAUAAAAGAGAACAAAAAAGAUGAAAACUAAUAUUAUCGUUGACAUGGCAGGUAAAUCACAUCUAGACUAUUCUAUAGACUAGAAACGACGUAAGAUAUCGAUAAGACAUCGUGUGUAUGUACCUAUAAUCGUUUGCAACCUGAAGGGACAUCUAUCGAUUGAUGAUUCCUUUCACAUAAGGAAAUCUGUACAUAGGUAAAAGAGAGAAAGUAGAUGGAAUGAGGUAAAGAACACGCCGAGGUACUCAGCUCCAUCCUAAGCAAAAAAUAUUGUACCAUAAUAAUAAUAAUGAUGAUGAUGAUGACGAUGAUAAUGCUUAUGAUGCGGUUGCGCGGAAUGCGAGAAGCUAAUAAGAAGAUAAAAGAGUAAAUGAAACGAGAUUUAAACAAAAAGGAAGAGGAAGAAAAAGCAAAAAAAAAAAAAAAGAAAAAAAGGAGAAAAGAGAAGUGAAAUAAUAACAUUAAAAUAAACAAAAGAAGAAAGGCUAAGAAGCGAUAUUACCUACGAACCCGCUAUUAAUGCGAUUAAUUCAAAUAAAUUAACUACAAUUAAUAGCGAGCGAGAGCAUACCACGCCUACAGUAAACUACAGGUGUAGCAUACACGAUAAUAUUAUUAUCAAGACAGUUCAAUGUAAAUUGUUAUUUUUGUUGAAAUAAAAAUCACCUCCGUUAUAAUAA
Messenger RNA from Bombus impatiens (common eastern bumble bee), 16662 nucleotides. RefSeq lists its product as uncharacterized. The record is from RefSeq and is a predicted model, not a curated record. Gene Ontology annotation, biological process: regulation of transcription by RNA polymerase II. Lineage: Eukaryota; Metazoa; Arthropoda; Insecta; Hymenoptera; Apidae. The transcript is spliced from 22 exons. Bases 2931 to 10268 code for a protein of 2445 amino acids.